Messenger RNA from Papaver somniferum (opium poppy), 1575 nucleotides. RefSeq lists its product as uncharacterized. Gene Ontology annotation, molecular function: RNA-DNA hybrid ribonuclease activity; nucleic acid binding. The coding region runs from base 1 to 1575 and encodes 524 amino acids. Lineage: Eukaryota; Viridiplantae; Streptophyta; Magnoliopsida; Ranunculales; Papaveraceae. The transcript has 2 exons. The record is from RefSeq and is a predicted model, not a curated record.
AUGAUACAUCAGUGUAUUAGUACGCUCUCCUAUGCUGUUUUGGUUAAUGGCUCGCCAGGUGAGACCUUUUCACCCUCUAGAGGUAUUAGGCAAGGCGAUUGUCUUUCGCCUUAUAUAUUUAUUAUUUGUAUGGAGGUUCUUUCCCAACUGUUGUUGAAAGCUGAGGAGCAAAAUGUGAUACAAGGUUUCAAGUUUAAGAAAAAUAGUCCUUCAAUUUCCCACUUAUUUUUCGCUGAUGAUUGUAUGUUGUUUGCUAGAGCUUCUAUUACCUAUGCUAGAAACAUAUUGAAGAUUAUUAAUGUUUUAGCCAAGGCUUCAUGUCAGGAAAUUAAUUUUGAUAAAUCAGGUUUCUUUACUAGUGGAAAAAUGCAUCAUCGUCAUAUAAAACUCUUAUCUAAAACCAUUGGAAUGAAGUUUCUUAGUAGUGAUGAGAAAUACUUAGGUACCCCUUUGUUUGUUGGUAGAGAUAAGACUAAAUCUUUUGAUUUUCUCAUUGACAGCUUUUAUUCUAGGUUAAGUUCCACUAAGAAGACUAAUCUUAAUAUAGCUGGUAGAACUGUUGUUACUAAGCAUGUGCUUUCUUGUUUAGUUAUUUAUCAUAUGGCUUGUUUUCCUCUGCCUAAAUCGGUUACCUCAGAAAUUGAUGAUAUUCAAAGGACCUUCUGGUGGUUUAAAAAAAAAACCCUAGACAUGCGGCUUAUUUUCGUUCUUGGGGGAGAUUUAGGUAAGUCAAAUAUGUCGGGUGGUCUUGGUAUUAGAAAUACUCAUGCCACUAAUAGGGUAUUCAUUUGUAAGCUUGGUUGGCGAGUUUUGAAAAACCCUGGUCUCUUGUUGUCUUCCUUUCUUAAGGAUAAAUAUUUUGCAAACCAAAAUCUGUUGGAAAUUGAUAAAGCGGCUGCUUCGUCCUCCUGGAUUUGGAAAGGUAUUAUAAAUGGUCUUAAAUUUCUUAAAGCUAAUUCUGUUAUAAAAAUUGGUAAUGGGUCUUCUACAAAUAUUUGGAAUUCAGUUUGGAUCCCAGGUAUGGUUACUCCUCCUACUUCCUCUCAUCCGAGUCGGUCCAAUUUCACUUAUGUCAGUGAUCUUAUUGACUCACAUACUAAUAACUGGAAUCUGAGCUUGCUGUCCAACCCGUUCUCUCAUGAGUUAGUGAUUAGGAUUAGAACUAUUAGAUUAAACCUUUGUCAAAAGGAUACUAUUAUGUGGGCUCAUUCAAAAUGUGGGAAUGUGAAAAUCUCGAGGGAUAACUUUGGAUUGAUUUCUGACGCAGUAGGUGCUGAAGCUGCUGCUCUUCUUUUGGCCAUCUCUUGGGCAGAAGAGAUGAAUCUAUCCAAUGUUGUUUUUGUUUGUGACUGUCUCCAGUUGGUGCAUUUUGUUAAUGGAGUCAGCUGUAAUAUAAAGUGGCGGAAUGGGGAUCUUUUAGAACAAUGUCAAAGCUUGAUUUCUAGGUCUUUAUCUUAUAAACUUGUGUAUGUUAAGCGUCUGAACAAUAAGUUAGCGGAUCGCCUUGCGCGCCGUGCUAAGUCUGAUAGUAUUUAUGGUCUUUGGUCUCCUUUUCCUCCCUUUUUAAAUUUGUAG